Molecule: messenger RNA, 2090 nt
Organism: Closterium sp. NIES-67
Lineage: Eukaryota; Viridiplantae; Streptophyta; Zygnematophyceae; Desmidiales; Closteriaceae
Source: the annotation of a GenBank genome assembly
CGGGUAUGGUUUUGUCCCUGAGCACCUGCUAGGCUCGAGCCAGCCCAUUGUCCGAGCCAAGCACAAGGCAUCCUGAGAUAGCCGCUUCGACCUGCACUGCAUCACAGCUCUCCGCGAUCCGAGUGGCAGGCUUUCGCGAGCGCUAUCCGCUUGCGAUUGCCUGGCCCCCUCGCUGGCGAAUCAGAGCGCGAGGUUGAGUGCAUCCACGUCAGGCCGAUGACCCCUGGGCGACCUGAUCACCUCUGCGAUCCCUUGAUGGGUGAAACCGAAAUCCUGAUUCCAGCCACCGAGUUUCUCGGAUAACUCGGAGCCAUCGAUUUUGCCCAAUGGGCUCUCCAGACCAGAUCGGUCUGCCUGGAGUCUUUUUGGCCGUGCGUGCAUCCUCGAGGCGUCGUUUGCCUGAAUUGAUUCGGCAGCUCUUUUCUGCCUGAGACCGUCCCUCAUUGUCGGUCUCUGUUUCGGAUAGCAGAGGCCGCUGUCCUCCCCAAUUGACAUUCCCUGCUCCAUAAAAAACAACAAGUUUUUCGGCUCAGCAGCACAGUUGGUAGUCUAGUCCCUCCAGGGACUAGUACUGUCCCAUAGUAUGGCGACCGCUGUACAGCACUGUCAGCUGACCGGAAACUUUAUUCCUAAGACUGACCCAUUUUCUAAGUCUCAGGCCAUGGUCUCUUCGGCUGCUAAUUUGCAUCACAGCCGAGCAUGUCUACACACAUUGUACGCACGCCCUUACACUGUAAGGGCACAGCCGAAGCAGCUUGCUUUGAAAAUGAGCUCUGUUUCGGCCGCCCUACAGGUCCCUGCAGCGACAGCAGCAGCCGAAUCCGCGAUAACAGUUGCUCCUGAACUCGCCACAAGUCUCGGAGGAUCUGCACUCGAGGCUCUUCAGGCACCAGCUUCGUUUUUCAGCCUCCAGCCGUCGAGCUUUCACCCUGCAUUGACCGAUGUUGUGACAAGUUUUCCACCCGCGAACGAUGGGAUUCUAGCUCUAGCGUCUGGCUUGCUGCCGUUAGCAGGGUCGUGGCAGCAGGACGUGGCCGCUACGCUUUUCACCCUCCUGGGGUCCGUGGCGUGGGUCCGCGUCUUUGACGAGCUCGCCAGACGGAACGUCCUGGAACAGAAAUUGAGUCGGAAGAUUGUGCACAUCACCACAGGGCUACUUUUCAUGCUCUCCUGGCCUCUCUUCAGCUUCAAUCCAGCAGCCAGGUUCCUUGCUGUCGCUGUCCCAGUGGCGAAUGCUGUCCGCAUAGUGCUGCUGGGCACGGGAAUCACAAAGAACGAGGGAGUGGUCAAGUCGAUUAGCAGAGAAGGCAGUGCGAGGUAAAGCUCCUGCUUCGAAUGGUUAGCGUCCCUUGGGGUUUGGGAGAGUUGCACGGAGCAUCCGGACUUUCUUCCUACAUACCACCAUAGCCCGCUGGCACUUGAAGGAUCCAUUUCCCUCCUAUUUAGUUUAUCUCUCGACAAAACAGUAAUUCAUGCGGUCUAUUUCCCUUCCUUCCGUUUCCCUUGUCGUCUCCACUGGUUGCCUGCUUUUGAGGCGCCUCAAAUUUAGACUUCCCUUGUUGUCUCCACUGGUUGCCUGCUAUCUUCAAGCGAGCUGCUUCGGGGGCCUCUCUACUAUGUGCUCACCAUCGUUUUAGUCACAACCAUCUUCUGGCGCAGCUCCCCCAUUGGAGGCAUAGCCCUCGUGCUCAUGUGUGGUGGUGACGGAAUGGCUGACAUAGUCGGCAGACGAGUGCGUUCUGAAAAGCUUCCCUGGAAUAGCCGCAAGAGCUGGGCUGGAAGCGUCGCCAUGCUGCUCUGUGGCUCGCUGCUCUCAAUGCUGUUUGUCUAUAUAUUUUGCUCGUUCGGGUUCUUCCGCACCCAGUGGUGGUCUGCAGAUAUCUGCUUCAGAAUUUUCCUGAUAGCUGCAGGAGCGACAUUUAUGGAAUCAUGUCCCAUAAGCGAGAAGCUAGAUGACAAUUUCACUGUUCCGUUUUCAGCCGUGCUGCUGGGGCACCUGCUGCUUCCCAUGGCGUGAUUCUGUAUGUUGCUGCCUCACAUGGCAAUAUUUUGUGUAUGUUCAUUUUUUCCCUACUAAUCUAAUUUUCCAC